AUGCUGUCCACACGCGGCGCAGUCCUCCUAACGAGCCUCUCCCUGUGGAUUAUUUUCCUCCUCAGCUCUGGAGUCUGCGCUCGGAGGCAGAGGGAUGAAGGUGAUGAUGAAGAGUCCUGGUCGGAGAGCCUGUCCAGGGCGAGGUGUGCGUCCCGGUGCCUCAGUCUGCACAGCGUGGAGGCGCUGUCUGUCUCCACACCACUCCAGAAUAAUGGAUCUUUGGGCUGGUGUCAGAAUCACAAACAGUGUGCUAAGUGCCUGGAGCCAUGCAAAGACUCAUGGGAGAUGAAGAGGAAAAGCAACUGCAGAGAUCUAUGUGAGCGGGUGUUUCCUAAGAAGCACUGGGAGUGCGUGACCAGCUGUGAGUUCCUCCAGUCUGUGUUGGCGGUGAAGCAGGGCAGCUGUCCUCCUCCAGAGAGAGCCAGCGGUUUCGCCGCCGCCUGCGUGGAGAGCUGCGACCACGACCGGGACUGCUCCACGGUGAAGAAGUGCUGCUCCAACGGCUGUGGGCACACCUGCCAGACCCCCAAAGACCUCUACAAAGGUGCUCCUCUGAAGCCGAGGAAGGAGCUGACUUUCAAAGAGCUCUCCUCGGGUCAGCUUGAGGUCCGAUGGUCGUCCCGCUUCAACAUCUCAGCCGAGCCCGUCGUCUACGUCCUGCAGAGGAGGUGGAACUUUGGCAUCCAGCCCAGCGAGGACAGCGCCACCUCCUGGCAGCUGGUGGCACAGACGACGGAGCAGGGAGCGAGGCUCUCGGACAUCCGACCCGGUCGCUGGUAUCAGUUCAGAGUGGCUGCUGUGAACACGCACGGGAGCAGAGGUUUUACCACGCCCAGCCGACACAUCCACUCCAGCAGAGACCCUUCCAACCCCCCUGCCCCCUCUGAGCUCAGAGUGUCCAACAUGAGCUUCGGCCCGGGUCGGGCGGUGUCAGCUCGGCUGCAGUGGAGCGUGCCCGAUGACCUGGACGUCCCGGUGCAUCACUACAAAGUGAGCUGGAGCUGGACGGCAGCCGGACAGCCGGCGGCGUCAUCGCUGACCAAGAGGAGGAAGACGAUCAGAGAGAGCCACGUGGAGCUGGACAGCAUGCGUGCUAACAGAAGCUACAGCGUGGAGGUUCAGGCUGUCUCAUACUGGGGUCAAACUCAGCUCAAAGGGCCCCGGGCCAUCCUCCACUUCAGCACACAGCGAGCUUCUAGUGCCCUUCCAAGAAACCCCACAGGAGAUAUAUUAGACGUUGGGACACCGUUUUACCAGGAUGGACAACUGCGAGUUCAUGUUUACUGGCAGAGCAGCACAGAUCCUUCAGUUGAAUAUUACAGAGUCCAGUGGAAACCGGAGCACUGUGCACACAACCAGAGUAGAGCUAUGGAGAAGACAAACACACGGGAUAGAUUCGUGAGCCUGCAAGGCCUCCUCUUCUCCUGCAAGUACAAAGUCCUUCUGCAGCCGCUAAGUAAGAGGAGUCGUCCCCCAGCGGAGAGCGCCGUCUUCUUCACCCCGUCCUGUGCCGCCAUCCAGGCCAAAAGCCCAAAACCAAUAACCUGCUAUGGAGACAAAGCACCCCCUCAGAAGGUCCUGAUAAAACCAGCCAACCUUACCGCAGCCUUUGAGGUGAGAGUAGGAAACCUGACGGCCAUCUUUAGCUGGGAUUUGUCCCCUCCCACCUCCUACCAGCAGCUGACGGGUUACCAGGUGACGUGGACGGAGGUUAUCCCAACAAACCGACCGAACAACGUCAACGACAAGUUUCCUCACAGCCUCAUCUCACAGUCUCAAAUCCUCCCUCCGGACACCAACGUUCUGGUGGUGUCGGGUUUACAUCCUGACAGUCUGUACAGGCUCGAGGUUCAGGCCAUAACAGCAGAUGGAGAGGGUCCAGCAACAUCCAGAACUUUCCAGACGCCUGGAAACCAGAGCAGGCUGAGGCACAGACCGAGGAUGAGGAAGCUUCACCAAAAUCUGCCCAUCAUCGAGAGGCACUGA
This is a messenger RNA of Cheilinus undulatus (humphead wrasse), 1986 nucleotides long. RefSeq names its product anosmin 1a (gene anos1a). Bases 1 to 1986 code for a protein of 661 amino acids. The transcript has 14 exons. The record is from RefSeq and is a predicted model, not a curated record. NCBI's taxonomy places the organism in Eukaryota, Metazoa, Chordata, Actinopteri, Labriformes, Labridae. Gene Ontology annotation, cellular component: cell surface; extracellular region. Gene Ontology annotation, molecular function: peptidase inhibitor activity; protein binding. Gene Ontology annotation, biological process: neuron differentiation.